Mauremys mutica (yellowpond turtle) is the source of this 2246-nucleotide messenger RNA. Its product is annotated as maestro heat-like repeat-containing protein family member 1. The coding region runs from base 233 to 928 and encodes 231 amino acids. The record is from RefSeq and is a predicted model, not a curated record. The transcript has 14 exons. Gene Ontology annotation, cellular component: cytoplasm. Lineage: Eukaryota; Metazoa; Chordata; Testudines; Geoemydidae.
CAGCCCUGAUUCCCAGCAGGAGGCAUCGCCCUGCCCAGUCACUGAGGAUCUGCCAGCCUUCCCAGGACAGGAGGUGGAAGAUCCCUGUCCCAGCACAAGCAGCUUGGCCCACUCCCCCUGGGACAGAAGCAGCUCCUGGGACUCUGGCAGCAGCGAGGCCGAUGGGCGCUGCUGCUUUGUUGCAGGGACCCCCAGGGACUCAGAGGACGAGGAGGAGGAGGAAUGGUUGGACAUGGCCACAAAUGAAGCUUCUCUCAAGGUCAUCAGAGAGCAGCUCCGGGGCAGAGGAAAGGAUGAGGCGCAGCAGCGCAUGUUCCUGCACGCCAUCCACCCCGCGUGUCUCGCUGCACAGCAGAGAGGGCAGGACACACUGGAGCUGCACUGCUGCAAGGUGGCUGUGGUGGAGAGGAUUGUGGAGCUCAUUGAGGAGCUGCCUGACGACUCUCCACCCUGCGCCGUCUUCACCAACUCCCUGAUUGCUGUGGGCAACCUCAGCACCAUGAAACCUGCUCUGGAGCCAGAACUGGAGAUACACCUUAUGCAAGCUGCCCUGCAUGCUGUCUUUACCCUGGGCACAGAGAAGGACACCACCCAAGUCCAGGCUCUGCACAAGAUCAUGCCAGAGCUCCCGGAUGCCAUGCUGGGGAACCUGCUGACAGAGUCCCCAGAAACAGACAUGCUCCACUACAUCUUGGAGUACGUCAACUUCUGGAUUAUGUCCAGGGUGUCCCAGGAGAGAGCCAGGGCCAUUAAGAGCAGCACGGCCCUACUCAGAUACACCCUCCCUGAGUUUGAUAACCCAGCAGAGUUCCCCAGGAUGGGUCACCAUGUGGCACAGCUGGCUCUGUUCAUCAGUGACCCAGCCAAGGACAUCAGCCGGCAGCCCAGGGAAGGGAUUUACCGGCUCUACCAGCUGCUGCUGCACUAGAAGGGGCUGACCAUCCAUGAGGCAGAAGAUCUGUGGUGCUGGGACUGGCACCAGGACAGCAGGCUCCUGGGCUACAGGAACACAGCCAGGAUGGGGGGGGUCUUCGGAAAGUUCUUCUCAGAGGGGCAGAGAAGAUACUUCCUCCGGACAGCAGUGUUGGCCAUCCACGACCCCUCCUGCGUCUCAGCCAGGCUGGGCUGCUCCUCGCCUACUCCCUGCUGGGGGACCCCCAGCAGCUGAUGGGGGACAAGCAAGAGGAUGUCACAGCCAACAUGAUGUGCCAGCUCCGCAUCAUCCAGCACUUGCACCAGGUGCCCGAGGUGCUGCAAGGGCUGUGCCUCAUCUGAUGCCCUUAAAUGUUUCCCGCCCAUGUUCAGCAACUCCCGCUCCCUGCUGCAGUCUCCGUCCCAGCCUCUCACACAGAUGUAUGCUGCAGCCAGCCCAGCUCAGGAAGCAGUGGACAGAUGAUCUCAUCCUGUCAAACCAAGCAACAUGGGUCUCGUUGAGGCUUAGAUGGAAGAUCCCACGCAUCUCCUGGAGGUCUCACCAUGGAUCCUGGAGCUGAACACCAGAUGGGAGCUGAUAGAUUGUCCUUGGAGGGCCAUGUCCUUGUGUGUGAUGGAGCUGUGUGCCAGAAAGGGCCAGAGGCAGAUGCACCACGCAUGGCCAGAAACAGGCUAAACAGUCUGUAAUGCUAGAUAGUCAGCCAGUGAGGCCAGCUUGCAGAAUGUGGAAGAGCUGUUUGGCAAUGGGUUGGAGGACUCACCAUGUAGGCGGCAGCAGCUGCAGAGCCUGGAGUCCCCAUAGGCAAAGCCUCCACUCCUGACAGUCCGGGCUAACCUCCCCCUGCACUCAGUGGGGCUUUGGUGUUAGCUGCUGGGCCUGCGUGCCCAGACAGAGGACUCAGGUAUUUCCAUCAGGCUGCUCAAUGGUAAAUGCAGCCAUCCAAAGAAGUGGAGAAUGGAAGCGGAAGAGCAAAGCUGGACCAUCUGCUGAGCUCCGGCAAUCAAGUGACCACCACCGGGGAGAGAAGAGGAAGAACUCGAAGGUGGCUGGUGGCCGUAGGGAGGAAAAGCAGUUUGGGAGCCAGUAGAGUAGAAAUAAAUAGUUAAUGAAUACUAUGGGCUUUGUCUUGUGUGGUGAAGGGUUUAAAAUGGGUCUCUUUACUAUCACACUAAACUUUAAAAUAGCGGUGUAUGAUUAAAGGGCUGGUCUAUAAAGGUAAGAGGUCAUUCUAGGAGCUUGCAGUCUCAGAUUCUGUCGCUACUGCCUGCUUCUACCAGCUGAUCUCAACCCAACAAAUCCCCCAGGUGGUAGC